GAAUUCGAACUCAAGACAUUUAAUUAAGGAUGAAUAAAUAGUUAUCAUUCUGCCAUAAUUUUUUCAGAUAAUUAUAUACUUAGUUCAUUGUACAUAGUUGUUUAAUGUAUGAACCACAUAACUUUACGGGUCUCCCAAGUAUCUAUCUCUAUAAUUAGAUUUAGAAUCUUCUUAAACCUUAUUUCCUCCAAGUUUCCUAUUUUCAAUCAAGAUUUUCCAUUUUCCAAUCCCUUUUUGUCCUUUUUUUUCUUAUUUUCUUUAUUAUCCCCUUCCAAGAAGCAGCCUCUUUAUACCUAAUUUUUCCUAAAUCAUUACCUAUUUAUACCUCUCAACAAAUUCCAUUUCCCUACUCACUUCAUCAUCUCGUACUAAUAAAAUAACUACUUUCUAGUUGAACUCCAAGGUUCUUCUACAUACUCAAAUUAGUUAGUAUAUAUCAUAUCGCACGUGACGAACUAGAUUGGAACUGAGGCGUAGUUAUCAUUAUGGAUUAUCGAGGGGUGAUGAUGACAAAGUGCAAGAACACGAAACAAAAGAAGAGAGACCACCAUAAAUCGAAGAAGUCUGAUGUCAAAGUUGUGUACAUUUCUACUCCAAUGAAAGUAAAGACAAGUGCAUCGAGAUUUAGGUCACUUGUCCAAGAACUCACAGGGCAGGACUCAGAUAUAGCAAGAAUCAUGGAGAGUAAUAAUGGGGCCAUAACUGAGUUUGAUGAUAUUCAUCAUGGACACAAUGAUCAGAUUCCAGUAAAGUCGUCAUCACCAUCACCAUCACCAUCAUCGUCAUCGUCUCUGCUACUAGCAAAAUCAUCUAAUAACUCAUCUCCUAUGAGUUCAGAGUCCAACUAUUUUAAGGAACCUAAUUUUGAUGACCUGCUUAAUACUCAAAUGGAAGAGCAAUUUCUUGCUUUAUUAGGUUCAUCAAAUUAUAGUAGUAGUGAUUAUUCAGCUGAUAUUGAUGUUCUUGGAAGCUAUGAUACACUACUGUAGAUUUAAUAUCUUAUGAUUUUUUGUUUGAAUGAUAUGGUGGAUAGAUUAUGGAUAAGAUUUAAAGAGGUGUA
Molecule: messenger RNA, 1060 nt
Organism: Capsicum annuum
Lineage: Eukaryota; Viridiplantae; Streptophyta; Magnoliopsida; Solanales; Solanaceae
Exons: 1
Coding region: 486-989 (167 amino acids)
Source: RefSeq, a predicted model, not a curated record